Messenger RNA from Alternaria incomplexa, 948 nucleotides. RefSeq lists its product as uncharacterized. Lineage: Eukaryota; Fungi; Ascomycota; Dothideomycetes; Pleosporales; Pleosporaceae. The transcript has a single exon. Gene Ontology annotation, biological process: mitochondrial citrate transmembrane transport. The record is from RefSeq and is a predicted model, not a curated record. The coding region runs from base 1 to 948 and encodes 315 amino acids.
AUGAGCGCAACACUUGCACCCCCCAGCGUCGACGUCGGCACCCUGUCGCCCGCGCCCGCACCCGCCAAGUCACGUGCCUCCACAGCCACGAAGAAACAGACCCCAACCGCCCUAGUCUCGCUGCUAUCCGGUGCCGUCGCGGGCGGCGUCGAGGCCACAGCAACCUAUCCCUUCGAGUUUGCCAAGACGCGCGCCCAACUGCAGGCCGGCAGCGGUGGCCCCAAGAACCCCUUCGCCGUGGUCGCUCAUGUCGCCCGCACCCAUGGCGUCGGCGCCAUCUACACGGGCUGCUCCACGCUGAUAGUGGGCACCGCUUUCAAAGCUGGCGUGCGCUUCCUCUCCUUCGACUCGAUCCGCAACCGCCUCGCUGACGAGCAUGGCGUGCUGUCUCCCGCGCGCGGCGUGCUGGCAGGAAUGCUAGCCGGCUGCGUCGAGAGCAUCGUCGCUGUCACGCCUACGGAGCGCGUCAAGACGGCCCUGAUCGACAACGCGAAGAGCACCAGUGCUGCGCGCUAUCGCGGGGGCCUCCACGCCACCCAAAUGAUCCUCCACACUCACGGCCUGCCUGGCCUAUAUCGCGGGCUCGUCUCCACCACCAUGAAGCAGUCAGCCACCUCUGCCGUCCGUAUGGGCUCCUACAAUGUCUUGAAGGAUGUCGCGCGCCAGAAGAACUUGCCGCAGAAUAGCUUCGUCACGUUCGGGCUGGGUGCCAUAGCCGGCACCGUUACUGUCUAUGCAACACAGCCUUUCGAUACCAUCAAGACGCGCGCCCAGAGCGCACAAGGCGCGAGUACAAUGGAGGCCUUUUGGAGCGUUAUGCAACAUGCUGGCGUUCGCGGUUUCUGGAGUGGAAGCACGAUGCGACUGGGUCGAUUGGUCUUCAGUGGCGGCAUAGUCUUUACUGUAUAUGAGAAGCUAGCAGCUCUUAUGACUCCGUCAUCGUUAUAG